CACGUGAUUUCCAGCGGAGUGUUUUUGUAGUGACACCGACAUGAGGAGAGCAGAAACAAUCACACCGAGUCGCGAGGACUGCGUUUACACCAGCUGCUACUGUGAAGAAAAUGUUUGGAAACUCUGCGAGUAUGUCAGGAUGGAGAGAACCGGGCCACUGGAAGAAAUGUUUGUGGUUUUCAUUUCUAAUGAGAACCGAAUGGUUCCUCUGUGGAAGCAGAAGUCGGGACAUGGCGAUCAACCAGUGAUCUGGGAUUACCACGUCAUCCUGCUCCAGGUCUGUCCUCAGUUCAACUCUCUGAUUUAUGAUCUGGACUCUCAGCUGUCGUUUCCAUGCAGCCUGAAUCUGUACGCGAGCCACGCCCUCCGCUCAGAUUGUAACAUUAAACCCACCUACCACAGGAAUUUCCGUGUGGUCCCUGCUGACAGCUUCCUGUGUAACUUUGCUUCUGAUCGGUCUCACAUGAAGAACUCUGAUGGGUCUUGGAAGAUGCCCCCCCCACCAUACCCCCCCAUACAUACAGCAGAGACUCAGAUGAACUUGGAUGACUUCAUCAGUAUGAACCCGGCGGUGGGCUGGGGGGCGGUCUUGAGUCUGGAUGACUUCCUGCAGAGAUACACAUCAGACUUAUUGUGGUCAUCGUCUUCCUCGUCAUCGUCUGCAACAGGCUCGUCGUAAUGUUUCUGUGUCAGGAGCACACUGGCGUGUCUUACACCACUAAGGGAACUGAACUUUUGUUUGUCCUGUUUGUAGAAAAUAGAAGCGUUACACACUGUGUGGUCCUGUUGUAGCUCUGGUCACCACAGGGGGGCACUGCAGGAAAUUCACUGCCCCUCUGAAAUUCACUGCCCCUCUGAGCUCACUGAUAAUGUCUGUGUGUUCACGUCACUGUAGGGCUUUAAUGACUUCCUGUUCUCCUGUAGUGUGUAUGCUAUAAAUGUGAUGAGUUCAUCAGAGGUUCCCUCACUUAAAAACGUUUGUUUGUCAGGGAUAUGUUAAAAUAAUGUUGGCAGCCAGUAAAAAA
Molecule: messenger RNA, 1025 nt
Organism: Labrus bergylta (ballan wrasse)
Lineage: Eukaryota; Metazoa; Chordata; Actinopteri; Labriformes; Labridae
Source: RefSeq, a predicted model, not a curated record